UCCGACUGUUUCCAUUCUGUCCAAUCUCUCCCACCGCCAUCAUAACUGAAUCACAAUGCACGUUGCAAUCGCCCCGGCAAGUAAUAAAACGAGCACAGCAGCUAUUUCUUCGCUGCUAUCGCAAAACCGCGAGAUCCAUGUCAAAGGCCUAUACCGUGAUCUGAAGAAAGUCCCCAAUGAGUUCAGUUCUGCAGACAACUUCGAGGCGAUUCAAGGUGAUGUCGGAGACGUAAAUACCCUAGACUUCUCCGGCUCUGAUGCCGUUCUGAUGGUCCUUCCUCCUGCCUACGACGGACGCGACAUCAUUGAACAUUCUCAAAGAAUCUCAAGUAAUGUAAAAACAGCGAUUGAGAGAGCUGGUACUGUGAAGAGGCUUGUUUUGUUGUCGAGCGUUGGUGCUGAAUUCUCAGAGGGCGUGGGUGAGCUCAAAACAAAUCACAUCUCGGAAGAAGUUUUAAAAAACACGGAUAUCCCUGAGAUCAUCAUCAUCAGAUGCUCUUACUUCAUGGAAAACUGGACCAUGUCCGUCGAAACACUCAAAGGCUCAGACCCCUUCUUCUUCUCAACCAUCACGCCACUAGACUUUAAGAUCGCCAUGGUCGCCAUCAAAGACAUCGGAGCAGCAAUGGCCACACAACUCAUUCGCGACUGGACACCUCCCAGAAAACCUUAUAUCAUGGAACUUCACGGACCAGAGCCUUAUUCUCCACUGGACGCGCAGAAGGCAUUUUCGCAGGCGUUGGGUAAGCAUGUUGAGGUCAAGGCAGUUGAGAAAGAGGACCUUUCGGAAUUUUAUGGCAAGAUAUUUGCGCCGCAGAUUGUGAAUGAGUGGGUUGAAAUGAGUACAUGCUUUUUGCCAGGUGGUAUUGCGGAGAAGGAUCUUUCGAAGCCGAGUGAUGUUGAUGUUAUUUAUGGGAAGACGACUUUGAAUGAGGCCUUGAGAGAAGCGACAGCUGAAUUGAGGAAGUAGGAUAAGCUGCUUCGGUACAAGCCACGAGAAAGAAGUCAAGAUUGUAUAAGUGAAGACCAGAAAGAGACAUUAUGUAUUUAACUCAAUGAAAAGCAUGCUAUGCUAUGUGAUUCUAUGCAAACAACCCUCCAACAGCCAACC
Messenger RNA from Fusarium oxysporum Fo47, 1111 nucleotides. RefSeq lists its product as uncharacterized. The record is from RefSeq and is a predicted model, not a curated record. The transcript has 2 exons. Lineage: Eukaryota; Fungi; Ascomycota; Sordariomycetes; Hypocreales; Nectriaceae. Bases 56 to 970 code for a protein of 304 amino acids.